Molecule: messenger RNA, 1953 nt
Organism: Mesorhabditis belari
Lineage: Eukaryota; Metazoa; Nematoda; Chromadorea; Rhabditida; Rhabditidae
Source: the annotation of a GenBank genome assembly
AUGAACAUGGAUGAUUUUCUUCAGCAACCGCCUUCAACAACUCCCAACAACCAAGACAAUCAGAUGAGUUUCCCGGGCGUUUUCCCGCCAUUCGGCUCUGAAUUUGGCGUUUUUGAUGAUCACAAGGGCACAAUAAACAACAAUCAACCGCCAUUGAAAAUGAAUGAGCCAGCUCCUCCACCACCAGUUGUCAUUUGUCCAACCGAAGUUGAUCACAUCAACAUCACUUUGGAAAAGAAUCAACAAUGCGCUUGCAAAGAUUGCGGAAAACUCUUCAAUUCUGUUUGGUACCUGAAACAACAUGCCGUCAAGCACUCAAACGAUCGUCCGUUCAAAUGCAAAUUUUGCUUUAAAACGUACAAAUUCCGGUCAAAUCUCUACCAGCACAAGUGCCCAGAUCGACAAAAAAGCGGACAACAAGGUCGUCGUCUCAUGCGUGGCAAUGGACUUUUGUCACCGACGGCGAAACGACAAGAGACCAAUCAACUACUCAAGUCGAGAAUCGAAGCUAAUAUGAAUGGAGAUGAGAUCAAUGCAAAUCAACCACCACCGCCAGUCGGCAUCACGGCAAUUCCGACGGAAAAUGAGGAAAACGAUGCGCCGCUUCCGUUUGGAUUGAAUAUUCGAAUUGAGUCGACACAAAUGUGGCAGCCACCACCACCCCCGCAGAUCCAGAUCGAGCCACCGCCAGAGCCGAGAGACUGUAUCCGAGAACAGCAACUGCCACAAGAUGAGAUCGAUUCGUACAUUUCGCAGAAUAAGCACAAACUCUUCUCCUGUCGCAAGUGUAAACUUCUUUUCCCAUCAGAACAAUCAUUGCAGAGACAUAACACGGUUCACGUUUUUGAGGAGACAUAUUGUUACGCGUGCUCGAAUUGUCGUGAAGCGUUCACAAAUGAGAAAGAUCUUCGCAAUCACGUGAUGCAUCACUCACAGCAUGGACCAUGGAAGUGUGACUCUUGCGCUGGAGCAUUCAGAACAAACAUCGCCCUUCGCCGUCACCAGGAUGCCAGCCUCGAGUGUACUUUCUAUCCAUUCGGAGUCGAGCCAGAAUUGCUCCCAUCACCGACUUUCCCACUCGAUCCAUAUGCUUUCAUCACUUCACCAACGGAUCUCCUCAUUCGUCCCACUUAUGAUGAGUUAGAUCGUGCGCGUGGACCCGAUUCGGGAUUAGGAUCCGAGGCUUCUCCUAGAUCACACGCAAGUCCUGAACUGCCCGUCUUGCCCGGCGAUGAAGAUCUUGAUGAAGUGCUCUUCGGAAAGAAACCGGCUAAACGAGAAAAGGAUGAUGAUGAAGACUCUGGUUUCCGUUCUCGUCUUAAUUCAAUGGCUGGUCAUUCUUCAUGUUCUCCCCGUUCAUCCCAUUCCUCGUCAGACAGCUCAAGCUCUCCGCAACGAAAAAUGUCAAAUGGACAACAAGGAGAGGCCAUCAACGAGCUGUCGUUUGGAGAUCUUGGCACUGGUUAUGGCUCUGGACCAGCCUAUGGUACGAUGAUAUCUCAUCAUUUCGGGCAAUCCGUUGGUGGUAGCAGUAGUGGAGGGCUAUCGUUCUCAAAUCAACCAACCGAUUCCGAUUUUGGACUUUCGAUUGAGCCGAUCGAGCCGAUCGAGUUUCGACAAGUCGGCCCGACUCAAAUGAUGAUCGCUCCGAGGAUCUCAUUCAUUCCCGCUGUACAUAAAGCUUUGUUUGUGCCCACAAAAAUCGAUCGAGUGCUUCUCUCGGAUUUCUCAGUGUUUACGGCUGUAGCUGAGCAAUCGACAGACAAGCCACCAUUUGAUGAUCCGAGUGAAAUCACAGAAAAACCGAGAAUCGAGAAUGACCUUCUCCAAUCUCUUCUCAUCAAGGCCAUCUUUGAGACGCUCAUCUCCGCAUUUUAUGUGAACGUGUUGAUCUCGCUGCUCGCAGCGCGCGUCGUCAACAAAUGCGACGACAAGAACGAAAAUGUGGAUGAG